AUGUUCAUGCGCCGCACGUUCGCCGUCGGCUCUCGCCGUGUCCACCAGCCGCAGCGCAUCGCUCACUGCGUCGUCGCGCCCCGUCCCUUCACCGCCUCAAGCUCUCGAUUCAGCCCGCGACUGACUUCGGAGCAACUCGUCGAGCGCCGCGCCGCGCGCAACGCGGUCCGUUUAGCAGCGCAUGGGAAGGAGACGAGCGCUGGCUCUACGCUGUACAUCGAAGGAUCGGUGCGGUACUACACCCGCCACUGUGUCAUUGUGGAGCCGCAGCACACGGACUCCAAGUCGUGGCCCGCAAAGCUCGAGCACACGCCCGGCCACGCCUUGAGUUUGUAUCGGGACGCGCUGGUGGCACUGUAUGGCGGAGAUGUCGUGAAGGUCAGGAAGAGUCCGUUGCUCGUGACAGCAGCGAUUCCAUAUAUGGACACGUGCAGUGCUUUUCGGCUGCAAGAAGAAGAAGAAGAAGAAGAGGGGAAGACACGUGUGGAUCGUGCAGAAAAAGGGACACAUGACGUUCUCGUCUUCCCGGAUGCCGUGCGCGUUCAUGACGUCGAUCCUGUGCAAAUUCCACUGCUAGUGCGGGGAGCUCUAGAGACUGCGUCAAACUUGUCUGCGUUGCUACGACGAGAGAAGAUGCGCUACGCGGAUAUGGAAAAGGGGUACCAUGUGAUGGUGUGUGGUCAUGCUGCAAGAGACGUACGCUGUGGCUGCAAAGGGCCAGAACUGCUGCAGUGGCUAAAAGCCACGGCCUCGCGCGACGACAAGCCGCUGCAUUUGUGGCUGUCCAGUCACAUGGGCGGUCACCGCUUCGCAGCAACGUGUGUCGCGUACCCUACCGGUGACUGGUUUGGUCUGCUAAAUGACCAGGACAGAGCUAGCGACGUGCUGGAGGCGGUCACCAACGAGGAUCCGUUGCGAGUGUACAAGUUGUGGCGUGGACGUAUGGGUCUCACGCCGCACGACAUGCAUCGAGCCGUCACAGAAAGAGUGGAACAGUGCGAAGACGGUGCCAGAGCGGCCUAG
Messenger RNA from Hyaloperonospora brassicae, 1023 nucleotides. NCBI's taxonomy places the organism in Eukaryota, Oomycota, Peronosporomycetes, Peronosporales, Peronosporaceae. The record is from the annotation of a GenBank genome assembly.